Messenger RNA from Melopsittacus undulatus (budgerigar), 2220 nucleotides. It is a transcript of the gene TBX4, whose product is annotated as T-box transcription factor 4. Gene Ontology annotation, cellular component: nucleus. The transcript has 9 exons. The coding region runs from base 106 to 1731 and encodes 541 amino acids. NCBI's taxonomy places the organism in Eukaryota, Metazoa, Chordata, Aves, Psittaciformes, Psittaculidae. Gene Ontology annotation, biological process: positive regulation of DNA-templated transcription; angiogenesis; cell fate specification. The record is from RefSeq and is a predicted model, not a curated record. Gene Ontology annotation, molecular function: DNA-binding transcription factor activity, RNA polymerase II-specific; RNA polymerase II cis-regulatory region sequence-specific DNA binding.
CGCGCAGCCGCCGCGCUGCCCCGCGGAUGCCCUUCAUGCCUCAGCCGCCCCAAGGCGAAGCCCGGAGCCCCCCGCUGCGCCUCCUGCCCCCCGGCCGGCCGUGAAAUGCUCCAGGAGAAAAGCCUGUCUGAAACCGAGGAAGGGUUUCCAACAGCCCCCGCGCCCGGCCAUGCGGACUCCUCCGCCGGUUCCCCCGUCCUCGGCGUAGCCGGCGGGAGCAGCACGCCGCUCAGCAGCCCACAGCUUCCCGAUCCCGAGCAGACCAUAGAAAAUAUCAAAGUCUAUCUCCAUGAGAAGGAGCUAUGGAAGAAAUUCCAUGAAGCUGGCACUGAAAUGAUCAUAACCAAAGCAGGCAGGAGGAUGUUUCCUAGUUACAAGGUUAAAGUGACCGGAAUGAACCCCAAGACCAAGUACAUCUUGUUGAUCGACAUCGUCCCAGCUGACGACCACCGGUAUAAAUUCUGUGACAAUAAAUGGAUGGUGGCAGGGAAGGCAGAGCCGGCCAUGCCGGGGCGGCUGUACGUGCACCCCGACUCACCGGCCACAGGAGCACACUGGAUGCGGCAGCUGGUGUCCUUUCAGAAGCUAAAACUCACCAACAACCACCUGGAUCCCUUUGGACAUAUAAUUCUUAAUUCAAUGCAUAAAUACCAACCACGACUGCAUAUUGUGAAGGCGGAUGAGAACAAUGCUUUUGGGUCGAAGAACACAGCCUUCUGCACCCAUGUUUUUCCAGAGACAUCCUUUAUAUCAGUGACCUCCUACCAGAAUCACAAGAUCACCCAGCUGAAGAUUGAAAACAACCCCUUUGCCAAGGGAUUCAGGGGCAGCGACGACAGUGACCUGCGCGUGGCACGGCUGCAAAGCAAAGAAUACCCAGUAAUUUCCAAAAGCAUCAUGAGGCAGAGGUUGGUGUCCGGUCAUGGCCAGCUUCCGACAAAGCCAGAUGUUAACCCACUUCAUGGGAAUCACCAGGCCCUUCAACAUUAUCAGUAUGAGAACGGUGCUCACAUGCAGUUUGCAGCUUCAGAUACUCAAGAUCUGCCACUCAACACCUUCACAGCACAGAGAGAUUCAGGGCUCUUCUAUCAUUGCUUAAAGAGAAGAGAAAGUGCUCGGCACCUGGACCUGCCCUGCAAGCGCUCCUACCUGGAAGCCUCCUCUUCUGUAGGAGAUGAUCAUUAUUUCCGUUCCCCACCUCCGUACGAUCAGCAGAUGUUAAGCCCUUCCUAUUGCAGCGAGGUGACUCCGAGGGAAGCGUGCAUGUACUCUAGUUCUGGGCCUGAAAUUGCUGGUGUCUCGACGGUUGAUGACUUGCCACCUCCGCCUCCCCCCUUGAGCUGCAAUAUGUGGACUUCUGUUGCACCUUACACCAGCUACAGUGUUCAGACAAUGGAAACUGUCCCUUACCAGCCUUUCCCUGCUCAUUUCACGGCCACCACCAUGAUGCCACGGCUCCCGUCCAUCACGGGUCAAGGCUCGCAGCCACCAGGUAACAGCCACUUCAGUGUCUACAACCAGCUGUCCCAGUCUCAGGUUCGGGAGCGUGUUCCUUCUUCAUCUUUCCCACGGGAAAGGGUGCACCCGUCUGUGUGCGAGAGAAAACCCCCCUCUCCACACCUAAAUGCAGCGAAUGAAUUCCUGUACUCACAAAGCUUUUCCUUGUCGAGGGAAUCAUCGCUGCAGUAUCAUUCAGGGAUGGGGACUGUGGAGAACUGGACUGAUGGAUGACUCUGACGGCCAAGCGAUGCCACAGACAACGUUACUGCUCCAGGACAGUGUUCAAUCAGUGUUGAUACCUGUGGGUAACUUGCACUUCGGUGAGACAAAUGUGCAUUUCCAGAGGGAUUUGUGUGGGUGAAGAGCUUGUAUCUUCAGACACACAGAGAAUUACAUCUCCUAUCUCAGUGGGCUGGAUUCAUCAGUCUCUUACUGACUCCUGAAUAAAUUAAUCCUCACAUCUUCAUCCAGUAGAAACCAUCUUCAUGACUAACAAGUGAAGUAGCUACUCAUUUUCUUUUACUUGUAAUAUUAAACAUCCAUAAGCAGAUUUUGGCUAUUUGGGAAAAAUAGGAGCUUCACUUUCAUGGUACUUGGUUCAUGAAGUCACAGCAUCCCAAAACUGAAAGGAACAAGUGACCUGUUUGGUUGCAUAGUUCAAAGACUGCCGUAGCAGCACUUCUUUAGCUUUUUUAUCUGUAGAAAUUACUUCUUCCUCUG